UCAUAUCAUGUGCAGUUUAAUCCGUUAUACCCAAAAAUGCCAUUUCUUCCUUCUUCUUCUUCUUCUUCGAAUUGUAACUUCACCGUCUUCUAUACGUCCCAAAGCCCACACAGACUAUCCAAACUCUCCUUCAAAAUCCCCAUUUUACCUCUCCAUCACUUCUCCUCCUCGCCGUCUUAUCUCUCCGUAACGUCAUGCUCUUCCCAAGAUUCGCCCCCACCGGUUCUGGAGAAAGACUCGUCUGUACCUACCAAAGAGAUCAGUACCGAAGACGUCGUCUCCAAGAAGGAUUCUUAUCCGCAGAAAGUGCUCGUCGUUCGCCGUCCCGUGAUGGAGUCUUCUGGUGACGGCGAGAGUGAAGAAAGUGAAGAAGACGCGGAUUUGAGGUCUUCGGCCAUCGAUGCUGGCCUCAAGGAGUUCGCGAAGAAGAUGCCGUUGUUCGAGCCGGAGAGAGUGGAGGCAUCGGGAUUGCAGCUGGAGAAGCCGCUUGCCGUGAACUUGGACUUGGCGCUGUAUAAAGCGAAAGGUUUAGCAAGGAGGUUUCGGUAUGAAGAAGCCCAGGAAAUACUUGAGAAGUGCAUAUAUUAUUGGCCGGAAGAUGGGCGGGCUUCAGUGGCGUUGGGGAAGAUAUUGAGUAAGCAAUCGAAAAUGGCGGAAGCUAGAGUUGUGUAUGAGAAAGGUUGCCAGGCUACUCAAGGAGAAAAUCCCUACUUGUGGCAGUGUUGGGCUGUUUUGGAAAACAAGAUGGGAAAUAUAAGAAGAGCAAGAGAAUUAUUUGAUGCAGCAACUGUUGCCAAUAAAAGGCACAUAGCUGCCUGGCAUGGUUGGGCAGUUUUAGAGAUAAAACAGGGAAAUAUAAAGAAAGCGAGACAACUGCUGGCCAAAGCUUUAAAAUUUUGUGGUGGAAAUGAAUAUGUAUAUCAAACGCUUGCAAUGCUGGAAGCUAAAGCAAAUCGCAAUGAGCAGGCUCGGUAUUUGUUCAGGCAGGCCACUAAGUGUAACCCCAAAAGCUGUGCCAGUUGGCUUGCAUGGGCACAAUUGGAGAUCCAACAAGAAAACAACACCGUUGCUAGGCUGCUAUUUGAGAAAGCAGUCCAGGCAAGUCCCAAGAAUAGGUUUGCAUGGCAUGUGUGGGGAGUUUUUGAAGCAAAUAUGGGCAAUAUGGAGAAGGGGAGAAAACUACUAAAAAUAGGCCAUGUACUUAAUCCUAGGGAUCCCGUUCUCCUUCAGUCUCUUGCUUUAUUGGAAUAUAAAUACUCAUCUACGAACCUUGCUCGGGUGCUGUUCAGGAGAGCAUCUGAAUUGGAUCCAAGGCACCAACCAGUAUGGGUUGCAUGGGGAUGGAUGGAAUGGAAAGAAGGAAACAUCGCAAAGGCAAGGGAAUUGUACCAAAUAGCCCUGUCAAUUAACUCUACUAGUGAAAGUGCUGCUCGAUGUCUUCAGGCUUGGGGUGUUCUUGAACAGAGGCUUGGUAAUUUAUCAGCAGCCAGGAGAUUAUUUAGGUCCUCGUUGAAUAUAAAUUCACAAAGUUAUGUAACCUGGAUGACAUGGGCAUCAUUGGAGGAGGAUCAGGGCAAUUCUGUACGUGCUGAGGAAAUACGAAACCUCUAUUUUCAGCAGCGUACAGAAGUUGUGGAUGAUGCUUCAUGGGUUAUGGGAUUCUUAGAUAUCAUUGAUCCAGCAAUUGAUAGCAUAAAGAGGCUCUUGAAGUUUAGCCGGGAAUCAUUAAACAAGGGAAAGGAAUCUCUGGAAAAUAUAACAGAAAAUAAUGGAAAUAGCAUUGAUGAGGACUCUGUUGGCCUCUCCUCUGGCUUGUCCGGAGGCAAAGACACAGAAAGUAGUGGGACUGGAAUUGAUUUGGAUGCUUUCAUCAGUGAAAAGUUAUCUCUAGACCCAUCGAAGCUGGAUGUUCAGCUGGAAUCAUACAAGGUUUCUGUUACCAGCAGAACUAGACCUAGAAGAAUAUGAAGAUCAAAAAAGAGAACUGCCAAAGUACCUCCCACGGUAAGUGUUUAAUAGAUUCAAGUUGGCGAGGUAAAUUCGCUCCAUUGUUCAUCCAGUUUAGUUCAUGUAGAAGUAGAACAAGCAUUAAUGCAUGCUAAAGAGGAAAGCUACUUCCGAGAAAGUUGCACCAAAUCCUUACACUACAAGCAUUUAUGUAUAUGCUAAACAGAAAAGCUACUACCGAGAAUGUCGCACCAAAUCCUUACACUACAACCGAAAUGAAUGCUAGAGUAUGUUCACUGUUUACUGUGCAUAUAUUGUAUUAGAGUAAACACCCUACUGAAAUAUCGUAAUCUAACUUUUACUGUUCAUUGCUUCA
Molecule: messenger RNA, 2323 nt
Organism: Juglans microcarpa x Juglans regia
Lineage: Eukaryota; Viridiplantae; Streptophyta; Magnoliopsida; Fagales; Juglandaceae
Product: protein high chlorophyll fluorescent 107
Exons: 8
Coding region: 37-1968 (643 amino acids)
Biological process (GO): mRNA processing; regulation of translation
Cellular component (GO): chloroplast
Molecular function (GO): single-stranded RNA binding; mRNA binding; protein binding
Source: RefSeq, a predicted model, not a curated record